Messenger RNA from Bolinopsis microptera, 4285 nucleotides. Its product is annotated as ATP-binding cassette sub-family C member 4-like. The transcript has 27 exons. Bases 15 to 3998 code for a protein of 1327 amino acids. The record is from RefSeq and is a predicted model, not a curated record. Lineage: Eukaryota; Metazoa; Ctenophora; Tentaculata; Lobata; Bolinopsidae. Gene Ontology annotation, cellular component: membrane. Gene Ontology annotation, molecular function: ATP binding; ATP hydrolysis activity; ABC-type transporter activity. Gene Ontology annotation, biological process: transmembrane transport.
ACCAUAGCAGCUCGAUGGUUAUAAAAAAAGGCAAUCCUGAAGUUGAAGCUAAUAUAUUUAGUCUGCUGUCGUUCCAUUGGUUACAGAAGGUCUUUAGCGCUGGAAAUAGAAGAACUCUUACUGAAGAUGAUAUAUAUCCCAUCAACCCAAACUUUCAGAGCGAACGGUUGACUGGUCUUCUCGAACAGCAAUGGCUUUGGGAAUCGCAAAAAAAGAAAAACCCUUCUCUGGUUGUCACUAUCCUCAAAAGGCAUCUUUUCAGCUUGAUUGUGUUUGUUUUUACUACAAAUUGUGAGGCGGUUUUAAGAUGUACCGCUCCUCUCUUUGUUGCUAAAAUAGCAUCUUACUUCGAUCCGAAAGUUGAAAUGACGGAAAAAACAGCGUUUCUUUGGUCAUUCGGUUUGUUACUUCUUUACGUCGUGAUGAUUUUGAUCAGUGGUUACGCUAAUUUUUACCGCUUCAAAAAGCUUGGAACCGCUAUAAGAGUUGCUUUGACUGGACUUAUAUACAGAAAGGCGUGUAGGAUAACCCAAGGGGAGAUAGGAGACCGAUCUGUGGGUAUGAUUAUAAACCUAAUGACUAAUGAUGCUCAGCGUAUAGAAGAGUUAAUGCCCUUCUCUGGAAUCUUAUUGAACCUCUCAUCAGUCCUAAUUGUCAGCUUUAUUGUGAUGUACAACCAAAUUGGCAUCUACGCUACACUGACAGGCUUUCUUGUCAUGUUCCUUUUUGUACCUAUCCAAAUUUCCAUGGGGAGGAUUGUGUUUUAUCUUCGAACCAAAGCGGCACCGCUAACGGACAGCCGAGUCAAGAUUAUACACGAGAUGAUUCUUUUCAUCAAGGUCAUAAAGAUGUACGGUUGGGAACUCAUGUUUAAGAAGCUUGUAGAAAAGAUCAGACUCAAGGAAUCACGCUAUAUUGGCGUGUUUGUGCUGAUGAAUGCCAUGAACACCGGUUUUUACUUCAUUGCUCCUGUCGUGUCUCUUCUUGUGUUUAUAACUUUGAAGCGAUCUCUGGAUGAACCAAUCCUGACAACACAUGUUUUCUUUUACUUGUCUAUGAUGGGAGUUAUCGGUAUUCAAAUCAACAUUUUUCUUGGGGGUUCCUUUGCUCUUAUACCACAAGUUAUACACAGCCUAUGGAGAAUCCAGGAUUUUCUGAAUGCCGAUGAAAUAAAGCAUCUUCCCAAAGAUGCUGCUAUCACCAAACUUACCAACGAAGUUAUUGCGAAUAAGAAAUUCUUACAAAAGGACCCAGAAGUGAAGGAUAUUAACGGAUCUAACUUUCUAACUGCAGAGACACCAACUACUGCUGAGCAGAGUGACAAUGCUGUAAAUUUGGACAAUCUCUCUUCACGUUGGGGGUCUGAAACCUUUUCUUUAGCUGGAGUUAAUCUGCGUGUAAAGAAGGGUGAACUUAUCGCUGUAGUGGGACCUGUUGCUUGUGGUAAAACUACCCUGCUCAUGACCAUCCUACAGGAGUUAGAGCAUGAGGGUACUCUCAAUAUAGAUGGUAGAAUAGGCUUCUCAUCACAAGUACCCUGGAUAUUUAACGGGAAUAUUGAAGAAAACAUUCUAAUGAACAGACCUCUUGAUAAGGACAGAUUAAAAAGAUGUAUCGAGUCUUGUUAUCUCACCGGGGAUCUAGAACUGUUUCCGAAUGGGCUGUAUACAGUUGUCGGAGAGCGGGGUGUUCAGUUGAGUGGGGGACAGAGAGCUCGGGUUAAUCUCGCUAGAGCUGUAUACGGGGAAGAUCCGAUAAUACUUCUAGAUGACCCUCUCAGUGCUGUAGAUAGCAGAUGUGCUAAACACAUCUUCAACAAGUUGAUUAAAGAACAACUGUCCGGCAAGACAAGGAUUCUUGUAACCCACGCCACCCACUUUCUAAGCGAAGUUGACCGCAUAGUUGUCAUGGAUACAGAGGUUGCUGCUGAUGGUGACAAUGCUGAGGUUGUGGGCAAGAUAAGCCACAUAGGGACCUACUCGGAGCUAUUGUUAAAAGGUGUGGAACUAUCCAUGCUCGGGGUUGAAAAGAAAGUUAAGCGCAUUAGAACAACGUCUAAGAUUUCUGCAGAGUUUGGAGGAGGAAUCGGAGAGGAGACUUCAGAAUGGGAGGAGGAAGAGGAAAUAAAAGAAGAUGAGAGACCAGAGGAGUUCAAAGAAGAGAAGAAGACUGGUUCUUUAGAUAUACUACUCUACUUUAGAUACUUAUCACUGAGUUUCGGAUAUCUAGCAGUCCCCAUUUUGAUAAUAGCCAUGCUAGCUCCACAAAUACUCAUCAUAUUUCAAGAGCAAUACGCAGUCAGCUGGGUGGACAACAGAGCUGAAGGAGUUAACAAGGAGGCAGAAAUAGUGUCCCAAGAUGAAACCCACUAUAAAAUCUACGUCGGACUGGCCUGCGGGGCUAUUUUCUUAAUCCUCCUCAAAUCUUUAAUUUUCGUGUUCAUAGUGUACAGGGCUGGUAGAAUACUUCACGAUAAAGCCCUUUUUGCCUUGCUCAGAUCCCCCAUGAGAUAUUUUGACACCCACCCUAUAGGUUUGGUGAUCAACAGAUUUUCAAAAGAUGUUUACUUCAUGGACGAACGAUUACCAGGGGUUACAUUUGAGUUUGCUCAGCUCUUUAUUCUCUAUCUUGCAUCUGUUAUCCUGAUUGUAAUAGCUAAUUACUGGUUUAUCAUACCGCUAAUUGUGCUGACGGUAUUGUUUCUGUACACUGUGCGAUACUAUCUCACUACAUCUAUAGAAAUGCGAAGGAUCGAAGCAUUGAAGAGAAGUCCCAUUAUGUCCCAUAUCUCUGCCACAUUAUCAGGCCUUACUACUAUUCGUGCCAACAAUCAGAUAGACAUAUACGAAUCAAAGCACUAUUACCUGCGAAAUGAGCACACACGGUGCUGGAUGCUGUUUGAGGCUUCAGCAGAGUGGUUAAAUACACGUCUAGAUUUUAUCACCAUAGCUACUUCCGUCCUCGCUACUUUUCUAACAGUCGCUCUCAGGGAUUUUAUCAGUGCUUCCAUUGCUGGGCUAGCUUUAGUUUACGUUAAUAAUAUGAUCGGUGGUUUACAAUGGUGCGUUAACCAAUAUACAGAGACUGAAAACAUGAUGACGGCUGUUGAAAGAAUUUUCAUGUUCGCUGAAUUACCACCAGAGGCUCCUUUGGAGGCUCCAGAUAGAAACAAAGACCAGGGCAACUGUCAUGCUAUUACCAACAGUAAUGAUGUACAGAAUGGUGUGAUAGAGUUUAGAAAUGUUAAAUUGAAGUACGAUCCUGACCCUGAAUCUGACUAUAUUCUCUAUGAUUUAUCCUUUAUAACCAAACCAUGCGAGAAGAUCGGAAUUGUGGGUAGAACUGGCGCUGGAAAAAGUACAAUACUACAAGCUCUAUUCAGAAUGGUUGAGCCAGAAGGAGAUAUACUGUUAGAUGGAAUGUUGACGAGAGAUAUGGGUCUCCACGAACUUAGAAAAUCUAUCAGUAUAAUUCCUCAAGAGAGUCUUCUCUUUUCGGAAACUCUGAGAGUUAAUCUUGAUCCGUUCACCGAGUUUAGUGACGAGCAUUUGUGGGAUGCGCUGGAGAAGGUAGAGUUGAAAAAGUACAUUUCAGCCCAGACUGGAGGUCUGGAGAUGAUGGUCCAAGAGGGUGGCGGGAAUCUGUCAGCUGGUCAGAGACAGCUGUUGUGUCUUGCUAGAGCUAUGCUGAAAGAUAACAAGUUUUUGGUUAUUGAUGAGGCCACAGCUAAUGUAGACGAGAAAACUGAUCAUCUGAUCCAGCAGACUCUCCGACAGAAGUUCUCCGACUGCACUGUCCUGACAAUAGCUCACAGAAUAAACACCAUUAUCGACAGUCACCGUGUUAUGGUUAUUGACGCUGGUAGAUUGGUUGAGUUUGACCAACCGGCAGUACUUCUGCAGAGACCUGACAGUAUUUUCUACGAUUUAGUCAAAGAAACUGGAAUGUUUGAUGUUUUAUUGGAACAAGCUAAUCUUGCUCUAACGAGAUCACUGUGAAUGCAAAUUAAAAGCAUAUUCUGUAAAUUUUUUAUUCAAAUCUUCAUCAGGUGGCAGGAUUUUGUUUUUUGACCCUGAUGAAAUCUGAAAUCUCUAGCAACUUUAUGAGACAUACCGAUUUUAAAGCUUUCAAUAACUUCAAUAUAAAACACGAUUUCAAUUUUUUUUUUCAAAGAGUUUUAAAUUAAAUCGUUAAAGUUUGUUUUUAAUUCUAACAGUCUCCUUAAAUCGUUGUAUCCUAUAUCUAAUUCUUUGUAUUCUAUAUUUAAUUCGACUAUUUUUCUACU